AUGGGACAACUAAAGAGCAAAAUUUUGCACCAAACUGGAGGAGAAGAUAUUGACAAUUUAAAAGAAGAUCCUGACGAUCAGUGGUCGAAUUUAUAUCGUGAACGUAAAAAGAAUCACCUUUACAAAUGGGUUGGCAUGCGCAGUGGUGGUGAACUGUUGGCUGCUUUUGAAAAGGAAGGUGAAGAUGGAGUUUUAAAGUUUGCGAACGAAAAGCUUAUUUCAAUGAUGUAUGAUGAUGGUGCAUCACCGCAAAUGAUUCGUUUUACAGACUAUGCAAAAUGGAAAAAGACAACUAAUGUGCAGCUGGGUAAAACAGAAUCAAACUCUGUUGGCCAAUUUGGUAGCAAAUUCCGUGAACAUCUUGGUCAGUGGAGGUUGAACAAACGUGGUGUGGAAGGUGAGACGAUAAUACACCUUUUGCUGAAUCGUGAGGAACCAAUGUGUAGUGAAAUUGCUAGAAUUUUAAUAACACGUUAUCCAGGCCUUGCUAAUGAUAUUUACCUCGGCGACGAAAUGUUCGGUCAAAGUGCACUGCAUUUAGCAAUUGUUCAUGAUGAUUAUGAAACUGUUCAUUUAUUACUGCAAAACUCAGCAGAAGUGAAUGCCCGGGCUUGCGGGACAUUUUUUCUACCUGAGAAUCAAAAGACAUCUCGCAAAUCAACUGAUUACCAAGGAUAUGCCUAUUAUGGCGAAUAUCCGUUAGCAUUUGCUGCUUGUUUUGGCAAUAAAGAUAUCUAUGAUUUACUGAUACAAUAUGGCGCUGAUCCAAAUCUACAAGAUAUGUUCGGCAACACCAUUCUACAUAUGUGUGUCAUCAACUAUAGCAAUUCAAUGUACAGUUAUGCAGUAAGGCAUUGGGCGAAACCCGCUGAUCCAAACAUUGUAAAUGCAGCUGGUCUGACACCAUUGACGCUUGCAACAAAACUUGGACGAAAGGAUAUCUUUGAGGAAAUGCUGGAGUUGAUGAAAGUCGAGUUUUGGAGAUUCAGUGAUAUGACGUGUAGUGCAUAUCCUCUUACAGCUUUGGAUACUAUUCGCCCCGAUGGCUCAACAAAUUAUGAUUCAGCGUUGAUGACUGUGAUAAAUGGUAGUACCAGUGAACAUUUAGAUAUGAUUGGUAGCGAAGUGAUCCAACGACUUCUUGCUGACAAAUGGAAAGCUUUUGCAUCAAGAAAAUUAUUUGAAAGGCUUGGAUUGCUCAUUUUACAUCUCAUAUUUUUAUGUUUUGUUGUUUAUAUGCGGCCGUCUGAACCGGAGCGACUUAUGUAUAAAUUAAUUGCAACAGAAUGGAAUGAUUGGGUGCGGUUAUGCUUUGAAAUUCUAACGAUAGCCAGUUGUGUGUUCUUCGUUUUCUUUCAACAGUUUAGCGAACUAAGAACGCAGGGAUUUUAUGGAUAUAUCAGAAAUCUGAAAACGGCUCCAGCUAAAAUUGUAUUUCUUGGUGCCAAUAUAUGUAUUCUUAUAUGUGUACCCUUUCGUAUAUCGGGCAAUGUUCAAGUUGAAGAAGCUUUAUUAGUCUUUUCAUUACCGGGUUCUUGGAUAUUUUUCCUUUUCUUUGCCAGAAGUGCCAAAUUAACGGGACCAUUUGUGCAAAUGAUUUAUAGUAUGAUUGCUGGCGAUAUGAUUCGCUUUGCUAUCAUUUCCGCUAUAUUUCUUGUCUCAUUUUCGCAAGUAUUUUAUUUUCUGGGAAAGGAUAUGCACGUGAAGCAAGAGCUCAAUCCGCUGAAUCCAGACUACUGCGAAGUGAAAGGCUAUGAUAUCUUCACGUAUUCCUCAUUUCUAGAAACAUUUAUUACACUGUUUCGUGCUAGCAUGGGUGGCUACGAUUAUGAGGAAUUUUCUUGCGCUAAUUACGAAGUGUUAACAAAAAUAUUAUUCGUACUUUAUAUGUUUAUAAUGCCGAUCAUGUUGAUUAAUAUACUGAUCGCCAUGAUGGGUAAUACUUAUACAACAGUCAUCGCACAAGCUGAAAAAGCUUGGAGGCAACAGUACGCGCAAAUUGUAAUGGUAUUGGAAAGAUCGGUGAAAAAGGAAAAAUUAGCAGCAUGUCAAUUAGAGUAUAGUAUUAGACUUAAUGAAGCUAAUGAUGCUGGUAUGGAAAUACGUGGUCUAAUGGUCAUCAAACAGACAAAGAAAACUCGAGCAAGACAAAGGAAGCAAGCUAUCACUAACUGGAAGACAAUUGGUCGAAAAGUAAUUCAUACUGUGGAAAGGUUGGGUGUUGGUUAUGCACAGGAAUUACUUCAUUCAUACAACUGUUUAAUUGAUGAACCAGCUGGUGCUGUAAUACUUAGACGAGAUACUGUAUUUCCACCACCAACAAGGUCUAUGACAAGAUCACGAGCUCAUGAAACCUCAACAAAUACGCAAAAUGAAGAAAAAAUCGAACAUUUAAAUAAUAUCUCAAUCGAGAAAGAAAUAAUCGUAAAUAAUUGCUCCAACCAAACGUCUCUCCAAUGUCAGUCACCGCGAGAUUUUAGUGAGUAUUCAAUAUACGUAGACAAAUAUCACUCACUAUAUAUUAUGAUAAGUUAUAUUAACAUGCAGUAA
Messenger RNA from Brugia pahangi, 2550 nucleotides. The record is from the annotation of a GenBank genome assembly. NCBI's taxonomy places the organism in Eukaryota, Metazoa, Nematoda, Chromadorea, Rhabditida, Onchocercidae.